Messenger RNA from Anopheles cruzii, 2424 nucleotides. RefSeq names its product serine/threonine-protein kinase BRSK2 (gene sff). The transcript has 13 exons. The record is from RefSeq and is a predicted model, not a curated record. Gene Ontology annotation, molecular function: ATP binding; tau-protein kinase activity; protein serine/threonine kinase activity. Gene Ontology annotation, biological process: microtubule cytoskeleton organization; protein phosphorylation; intracellular signal transduction. Gene Ontology annotation, cellular component: cytoplasm. Lineage: Eukaryota; Metazoa; Arthropoda; Insecta; Diptera; Culicidae. Bases 1 to 2424 code for a protein of 807 amino acids.
AUGAGUCGCGAGGUGCAGAAGGAGAACGCCACGCCGAGCGGUACGACCGAGGGUCACCAGUACGUCGGGCCGUACCGGCUCGAACGGACCCUCGGCAAGGGCCAGACGGGCCUGGUGAAGCUGGGCGUCCACUGUGUCCUCGGCAAGAAGGUGGCCAUCAAGAUCAUCAACCGCGAGAAGCUCAGCGAGUCGGUGCUGAUGAAGGUCGAACGGGAAAUUGCCAUUAUGAAGCUAAUCGACCAUCCGCACGUCCUCGGGCUGACGGAUGUUUACGAAAACCGGAAGUACUUGUAUCUCGUGCUGGAGCACGUUUCCGGCGGGGAGCUGUUCGACUACCUGGUGAAGAAAGGCCGCCUAACCCCGAAGGAGGCCCGAAAGUUCUUCCGGCAGAUCAUUUCCGCACUGGACUUCUGCCACUCGCACUCAAUAUGCCACCGGGAUCUGAAGCCCGAGAAUCUGUUGCUGGACGACAAGAAUAAUAUUAAAAUUGCCGACUUCGGUAUGGCGUCGCUGCAACCGGCCGGUUCGAUGCUGGAGACAUCCUGUGGUUCGCCGCAUUAUGCGUGUCCCGAGGUCAUUCGGGGUGAAAAGUACGAUGGCCGUCGGGCGGACGUGUGGUCCUGUGGCGUCAUCCUGUACGCGCUGCUGGUCGGAGCCCUUCCGUUCGAUGACGACAACCUACGGCAACUGUUGGAGAAGGUCAAGCGCGGCGUGUUUCACAUUCCUCACUUUGUACCGCCCGACUGUCAGAGCCUACUGAAGGGCAUGAUCGAAGUGAACCCCGAAAAGCGUCUCACGCUUGCCGAAAUCAACAAGCAUCCGUGGGUGACGGCCGGCGGCAAAGGCGAACUGGAGCUGGAGCUCCCAAUGAUGGAGGUGGUCCAGACGCACGUCAUCCCGAACGCGUCCGCCGUCGACACGGACGUGCUGAACGCAAUCUGCUCCCUCGGGUGCUUCAAGGAGAAGGACAAACUCAUCCAGGAGUUACUGAGCCCGCACCACAACACCGAGAAGGUGAUCUACUUUCUGCUGCUGGACCGGAAACGGAGGCGCCCGGCGAUCGAAGACGAAGAGGAAGUGCUGCGGCCCCGCAACGAUAUUAUCGAGAUUGCCGACCCACCCCGGAAGCGGCUCGAUACGUGCCGCAUCAACGGGAGCAGCAGCCUGGCGGCGUACGGUCAGAUUAGCGAAGGCUCACCGCUUACCUCCCGGCGCCAAACGUUCAAUAAUGGCCACCGGAGCCACAGCGGGAGCACCGGCAGUGCCAGCCGCCGUUCGCCGUCGUCCGUGCCCCUGUCGCGCAGUUCAUAUCAGAGCCCGACGCGGGGCGUCGUAGUCAACUCCUCGCAGCCACUAAAUCAACUCCAUCCGCCGCCAUCGCCGAACGCGGCCUCGAACCGACACUCGAACUACUCGCCACGGAACAGCACCAAGUCGCAGGUGAUCGAAUCCUCGUCGCCCGUACACCAUCGGGCCAACUCCGGCCCAGCCGUUACGGUCGGGCUGUUCUCGGAGACCGACUCCAAUAAUAUGACAUCAUCAAUCAAUGCCAUCCCGGGUUCGCCGAUACUGGGCAGCGCGCAGCAGCAGCUGCAGGCCGUUACCACCGGCAGCCAGCUGUGGAAGACACGACUGACGAACAUUAAGAAUAGUUUCCUUGGCAGUCCAAAGUUUCACCGUAGAAAAAUGCAAAUAUCAACCGAAGAAGUGCAUCUUACUCCGGAGUCGUCGCCGGAGCUGACGAAAAAGUCCUGGUUCGGGAACCUCAUGACGACCGAAAAGGACGAAACGUUUACAGUAUUAGUGAAGGGUAAGCCGCUAGCGACGGUCAAAGCUCACCUGAUCCAUGCCUUUCUCUCGAUGACUGAGCUGUCGCACAGCGUCCUCUCGCCAAUGUCUUUCCGGGUCGAGUACAAGCGGGGCGGUACCGGGCCGACCAUGUUCCAGCGGCACGUGCGGAUACAGGUGGACAUCAACACGAUCUGCAAGCAGGGCGACGUCGGCGACAUGCUGUUCGCGAUCACGUUCACGCUCAUCUCCGGCAACAUCCGGCGGUUCCGGCGGAUCUGCGAGCACAUCCAGGCGCAGGUCUGCUCGAAGCGCUACCCGGCCCUCAGCAGCCCCACGAACCAGCACAACAACAAGUGCACCAACAGUGUCGCCGAAAGCAUAUCCUGCGGGUCGGACACGAGCGAUCGCAUCAACUACAACAAGCACGAGUCCGAUAUCGAGCAGGAAACGUUCUACGAUACGACCAGCAUCGGCAAGACGCGCCGCUCGUCGGCCACCUCUUCCAACAAGAACUCGGUCUCGUCCGACGAGAUCGAAAUCAAAACCGUCCGCUCGAGCUCGGAAUCCACCGAACGGGAGCGGGAACGCAGCACGGAACGGCCGGCGGCCAUGUCCGGUAGUGCGCUGGUAUGA